Molecule: messenger RNA, 3293 nt
Organism: Acromyrmex echinatior (Panamanian leafcutter ant)
Lineage: Eukaryota; Metazoa; Arthropoda; Insecta; Hymenoptera; Formicidae
Source: RefSeq, a predicted model, not a curated record
CGGGGCAAGCUCGACCUCGAGCGUCGAGGACAACAAUGAGAGAAAUCGGGAGAGCAUUAUUUAACGAGAAACAAUGCCGCGAGAGCGCGGCAAGACCAAGAUCGAGCGGAUACGCCACUACCUUGUUGGAACCGCUGAUACUAGGUACGGCGAUCAGUCGGAGUUGGACGAUGCGAGGGUCCUCAGUGACACGAAGUCGAUCGGUAGCUUGAGCCAGCACCUUUUCGAAAGCGACGAAGACGAGCGUUACUAUGGUACCUGCAACGGCUACGUCUCGCAACCCGGCAGCAAAUCGAAUCUGCUGCUGUGUAGCGAGUGCGAUCAGAAGACGCACACCUGCACAUACCAACCGCAAACACCUGACUCACAUGCCGGCAGAUACGUGGAAGAACGUAUAGAUGACCGGCAUCAGGAGCCAGGAACCUCUCGUGCCUACAGAAGCCCGGUGAAGCUGUCCUCUCCACACUCGUACCAUACGGAUCAAGAUCGCGUGGCGCAGACGUCGCCGCGAUCGUACCACGAUCUGGAGCAAGCAGUGCCGAUAACGUCACCUCGAUCCUACCGAACGCAGGAGCCACAGCGACGCGGAUGGACCGCCAGGGAUACGGACGAUCGAGGUGACGUCGACAGAGGCGAGUACCUCGACCAGUUCUGGUCCGAGGAUUGAACAAACCGCGAAAGCCCGAUCUGCGAGCUCUGCCGAGGUAACGGCUACGUCGUCGUGCACUGCGAGCACUGCGACUUCUCCAGCGACGGCGACCUGAUCUGCUUCCGCUGUCAGAGCGACGAGGGCUCGUCCAACGGUCAGGUAUGCCCGCGUUGCGAACGGGAGGCCGGAGUCACGUCGAGCACUGGCAGAUCCGGCUCCAGCGACGAAGGUAACGGCAAGUACCCCGUGGACGCCGUGGUGAAGAUCCAGGUGAACGAUCGGACGAUCGACGUUGACUCUGACGAGACCCCCGAGAGCGAGAGCUCGGGUAAUUAUCAUCCCCAGAGGGGUGCGAUGGAUCGACUCGACACCAUCGUCGAGACGAAAGGCGACACUGCCAGCGAGAACGACGAGGAAAACGGCGGCGGCACGAAGCUCAACGGUACCACUAGCGCGAGAUAUCUCAAUUAUAUGAUCGUGCUAUUCCUGUAAAUAGAAGACGACAUUGAAGUAGAUGCGGCCGGACCCGCGGCCCGCGGCUUUGCUUGGCGCGAAAUCGUAUACGGGGAGAUCGAUUGUUGGAUCGAUGAAGCGGCAUAAUUUUCUCAAUUAACUGAUACCAUCGUAAUCUCACGGAAAUUAUUUCAAUCGUAACUAUUAACCGAGCAAAAAUGAUUUUACCCGAGAAAUUUCGGCGGUUUCUUAAUUUUCUAAUUUCACUUUAACUUUGAGACCAGACACAGAGACUUUGUGACGUGUUACGUCCACAAUGUGCCGCGAUCGAUUUGCAAAAUUGGUUGGGACUGGAGCGAUGGCGAACGCCAAAUCAUUUACAAAUCGAUGACACUAAUAUCAGAGGGCCGCGGCUCGAGCCGCACUGUAAAUAAACUGCCACUGGAUAUAAUUGAUCCGUACAAUAUAGAACCGUAUAGAUUAAUUAAUAGAUAGCUCAUAUUAGUUAAGAUGCAGAUCAAGCGAGGCGGAAAGAAGGGAAGAGAGAUAAGAGAGUGUGUGUGCGUGUGUGUAUCACGUUCGACGCGCGCAGUAUUGCCGUGAGCUGAGAUCCGUGACGCAACAGUCGACACGUUUCGACACGCGAUUCUUGGAGCGGGUAUGUGCAAAGAUUAUAAUUACUCAGUUGCAGAUUAGGACUUAUCUGGUCGCCAGCGACGGCGAUGCGUCAAUUUGGAUCAAUUAAAUAUAUUUAUACGCCUUACAGUAAUGUCGAGUCUAAGUAGCUUUAAAUCGUAGACACGAAUGGGCAAAAGUAGAACAGAAUCAGAACACUGCUCGUUCAUUGUUAUUAGUAAUCGGUCGAGAAUAAUUUUGACAUUGCUCGUUUUUCUCAUCAAUGAGAUUAUAUAUAUAUAUAUAUAUUUUUUUUUUUUUUCGAUAUUUGAAGGUUUGAUGAUUUACAGAAAUUAUUAUUAUUUUAAAGUAAUUUAAAGAGGAGCGAACAGGCGAUAUUGAUCACAAGUAAUUACGAUUCUUGCACAACUCUCUACUAACUCAUGUUCGGGACCAACUAAAGCCAUCACCUACAUCACUGCUUCCGACUUCCGCUUCCACCCGUGAUCAUCGUUUGUUCGUUCGGUCAAAAAAGGAGUUUAGAAAAAACUCCUAAUCUUUCAUUCUUGACGAAAAUCGGUGACAUCGUUAUCUUCAUAAUGUACCGAGACAGUCGAACCGAACACUUCAUUCUCCCACAGCGAAGAAGGCAGGACGCGAUACACGAGCCCGCGAAUUCACCGAAUCUCGUGAAAAAAGAGGAAGAUAAGAGAGAAGAGACCAUUUCGUUCUCCUCCCAUGUUUGUAACACGCGGCAGCGAUUUUUUUUAACGUUUAUAAAUUACGGAGUAGAGUCCUUAGACGUGUAUGUUUUUUAAUGUUCAUCUUCCAAUUCCAUACCUCGAUGUAUCUGAAAUUUCCGACAUGUCGAAAAAUGGAUCAAAUUGGCUAGAGUCAUAUAGAUGAAAAUGAAGAAGGUAACGAAAGAAGAGAAAAAAUCGAAUCUCCUUCUUUCUUUUACUUUUUCGUCGAUUCGAAGAAUAAUGAAGAAGGUAAUUCGAGCGAUCGCAAAAUUAAGCUGAGUGAAUGGACGCAUUAUAAAAAAUGAUUGAUUGAGACUGGUAUAAUUCUGGAGUAAUGUACUUAUUGUCGAUUUCACAAGUAAGCAGAUUGUCCUGGAAUGCUUUUAGUUAUCGAAAUUUGAAAUAAUGCAAAUUAAGACGAAGAAAAUUAAAAGUAUAAAUUAUGAAAAAGAUAUUAGAAAUGUAUAAUUUAGAAAGAUUCAAGCAUUUUUUACAGUAUCGCUAAUUACGUCGAAAUCAUAUCAGUAUCAAUCUUUGAACUCGGGAGCGAUCAACCCGAGGAGAUAGAAGAGCAACAUAAAUCUUGCGGACUGGGUUCAUGUCAUCUGUAUGAUAUUCACCGAAUAAUGAUUAUCACGUAAGACAUUUUAUCCUUAGGAAGUAUCAGUACCCGAUAAGCUAAUCCCGCCGUGUUGCGAAGUCGCGGUAACCCGAAAAAAGGUGUAGAAAGAAACGAAGGUAGCAGGGAAGAAAAAAAGAAAACAUCACGACCGGUAGAUCAGUUUGGAAAACACAUAGCGAUUAAGUGCUCUUACUACGGAAAAAAAAAAAAA